Miscanthus lutarioriparius is the source of this 1197-nucleotide messenger RNA. Lineage: Eukaryota; Viridiplantae; Streptophyta; Magnoliopsida; Poales; Poaceae. The record is from the annotation of a GenBank genome assembly.
AUGGCGUCCUCGCUCGUCUCGCGCCCGCACCUGACCCAGCGCACGGUCCGCGCCGCCACGCUCGCCUCCCCUACCCGCGCCCGCCUCGCGGCCGGGGCCGGGGCCCUUGGCGGGCACGCCGUGCGCUGCCAGGCGCAGGCGGCGGGGGACUUGGACGCCCACUACAUGCGGCGGUGCGUGGAGCUGGCGCGCAAGGCGGCCGGCUACACCAGCCCCAACCCUAUGGUGGGUUGCAUCAUCGUCCGCGACGGCCGCGUCGUCGGAGAAGGAUUCCACCCCAAAGCCGGCCAACCUCAUGCCGAGGUAUUUGCACUGAGAGAUGCAGGUAAUUUAGCUGAAAAUGCAACGGCUUAUGUUAGCUUGGAGCCCUGCAACCACUAUGGGAGAACCCCUCCUUGUACUGAAGCACUCAUCAAUGCAAAAGUAAAGGAAGUUGUUGUGGGGAUGACUGACCCAAAUCCUAUUGUCGCAUCCAAAGGGAUUGAAAAGCUCCAAGGUGCUGGAAUAAAUGUGAGGGUGGGUGUGGAGGAAGCGUUAUGCCGCAAACUAAAUGAGGCUUACAUCCAUCGUAUGCUCACCGGGAAGGCUUUUGCAACUUUGAGAGCUACACUCUCAGUGAAUGGAAUCGUCACAAACCAUAUUGGGAAGGGAGCUGAUCAGUCAGAUGUCGAGCUUAGCUUACCUUUAUCGCCAAGCGGUGCAAACCAACCUCUCUAUAUCAUCGUAGCACAGGGUGAAAAUUCCCGACUACACAUCCCAUCUCUCAGCGAAGAGAAUGCAUCAAAGGUGAUAGUCCUUGCUGAUAGUCCUGUCACCGUGGAGCCAGCAGGAGUUGAAGUUGCUGUCCUUCGUCAGAUAGACUUGGAGUCUAUUCUCCAACUUCUUGCACAGCGAGGGCUUUGCAAGCGUGCUGGUGGAUUUCAGAGAGGCUGGAGAAAACUUUGCAUCGCUUCUGAGCGACUUCCAGGAGGACAAGCUGGUGCAGAAGGUCGUCGUGGAGGUCCUGCCUUUUUGGCUCGCGAGCGAAGGGCUCAGCAACCUGGCAUUUGGUGGCAGCCAAUCGUUUCCGCUGAAGAACUUGGAGCACAGGGAGGUGAAUGGGAGUGUGCUGCUGGAGGGCUAUGUGUAGUCUCUCUUCUGUCGGAGAUUGAUAGUCCCUGUGGCAGCUUUGUUUGUUUUUCUCCUGUAAACAGAUAG